AUGGCAAGUAAGAAGAAAGAAAUUCAGCUACAGGCUGUAAUACUCAAUCAAACACAAUGGGAUGAGAUGCUGCUAAAUAAAGGUCUAACAGUGGUAGAUAUUUAUCAGGCAUGGUGCGGACCUUGCAAAGCUGUAGUAAACUUGUUCAGGAGGCUAAAAAAUGAAUAUGGUGAAGAUAAUCUUCUACAUUUUGCUGUGGCAGAGGCUGAUAGUGUGAUGACCCUGCUCCCAUUUAAAGAUAAAUGUGAACCUGCUUUUGUCUUCUGUCUGGAUGGCAAGAUGAUAGAUAUUGUAAGAGGAGCAAAUGGACCUCUUCUAAAUAGAAAAGUAAUAGAACUAAUUGAACUAGAAAGAAAAAUUGUAGCUGGAGACAUGCAAAGACCAGAGAUGCCAGAGCUCUUGUUUAUAGAAGAGAAAGAAUCAGAAGAAGAACAUGAAGAAGAAGAAGCUGGAGAGGAGGAAAAAUGUAUGGUUGUCAUUAUAAAACCUGAUGCUGUUGCAGAAGGAAAAGUUGAAGAAAUAAAGCAAUUGAUUAUUGAAGCAGGCUCUGUCAUUCUUGCAGAAGACAAGAAGAUUUUAACUGAUGAGCAAGUUAGGAAUUUUUAUGAAAGCAAAUCAGAAGAGCCUGAUUUUGAAGACUUUGUUUUAUAUAUGCUGUCUGCACCCUCCUAUAUUCUGAUAAUAUCUGAAAGAAAGCAUGGCCAAAGAUCAGAGUAUUUAAUUUUGAAGCUGUUGAUGAUAAAUUUGAAAGAGAUGUUGCAAAAUCAAGACCUGUUACAUCACUGUGAUAUUCAGGAUCGUGUUGAAGAAACAAGCAGGCAACUUGCCUUCUUUUUCUCUGAUUUUUCCAAGCAAAGGAAUGAAAAAUUUGUUGAACGAACACUGGCAUUGAUCAGACCUUCCCUUUUAAAAGAAAGAAGAGAAUCUAUUCUGAAUAGAAUUGUGGAAAAUGGCUUUGAAAUAGCCAUGCAAAAGGAAAUCACUUUAUCAGAAGAACAAGCUCGUGAAUUCUAUCGAGAAAGUGAAAAUCAAGAUUAUUUUCCAUAUCUUUUGGAUCAAAUGACCAGUGGGCCAACUCUUGCUCUUGCUUUGGUACGAGAGAAUGCAAUCCAAAAAUGGAGGGAUUUACUUGGCCCAAAGAUAAUCCAAGAAGCAAAGAAACAAUACCCCCAAAGUUUACGUGCUGAAUUUACAAUCCAUGAUUCUCCAAUUAAUCAGCUGCAUGGCAGCGCAAACACGAAUGAGGCUACAAAGGAAUUACAAUUCUUCUUUCCUGUAGAAAACACUAUGGCUCUCAUUAAACCCUCUGCUUUUGAAGACAAAGAUAAAAUUAUAAAUAAAGUAAAAGAUGCUGGAUUUCUAAUCUCAGAAUUGAGAGAAGCACACAUAAGUCCUGAGACAGCAGCACAAUUUUAUCAAGAUCAUGAAGAUAAGCCAUAUUAUAAUCAACUAGUGGAUUUUAUGUCAAAAGGCCCAUCAAUGGUCAUGGUUCUAACUAAAGAAAAUGCUGUGGACGAAUGGCGACAAUUAAUGGGACCAACAGAUCCAACAAAAGCAAAAGAAACACAUCCUAAUUCAAUACGUGCUAAAUUUGCAACUGAUAUUAUGCACAAUGCUGUUCAUGGGUCCUCAAAUGAAGAACAUGCUAAAAAAAGCAUUAACUUUAUCUUUGGAGAUAUUGAUUUAGAGAGCCUAAAAUACAAAUAUAUUUAUAUGUAA
Notechis scutatus (mainland tiger snake) is the source of this 1719-nucleotide messenger RNA. Lineage: Eukaryota; Metazoa; Chordata; Lepidosauria; Squamata; Elapidae. The record is from RefSeq and is a predicted model, not a curated record.